Molecule: messenger RNA, 1142 nt
Organism: Beta vulgaris subsp. vulgaris (sugar beet)
Lineage: Eukaryota; Viridiplantae; Streptophyta; Magnoliopsida; Caryophyllales; Amaranthaceae
Product: glutathione S-transferase zeta class
Exons: 9
Coding region: 216-791 (191 amino acids)
Biological process (GO): glutathione metabolic process; L-phenylalanine catabolic process
Cellular component (GO): cytoplasm
Molecular function (GO): glutathione transferase activity; maleylacetoacetate isomerase activity
Source: RefSeq, a predicted model, not a curated record
CUAUUUUUUUAAGUGGAGUGUUAACUUCACACUUCACAGGCUUACCAACUCCAUUUUGCUACUUCAACUACUUCAAGUUUCAACACACUUAAUUUCUCUAUAACCUCUGAACAAUCACAUACAAUUGUAGUAAGUGUAGUUUGGAUUUUCUAAUUAAUAAAACUCCAAAAGUCCCUUUUUUUUUUCUGGGGGGUCAAAUUUUGAUCUGAUGAAAGAUGAAAACAGCUGCUGCAUCAUCCACAUCUUCAACUUCAAGUAGGGUGCUUUACUCUUUCUGGCUAAGUUUUUGUGCUUGGCGUGUUCGUUUUGCUUUAAACAUGAAAGGGCUUCAAUACGAGUAUAAAUCAGUUGAUCUCUUCAAAGGGGAGCAAUUUCAUCCAGAAUUUGAACAGAUCAACCCGCUUCGUUAUGUUCCAGUUCUUGUUGAUGACGGGGUUGUGGUUUCUGACUCGCUGGCUAUCCUUAUGUAUCUAGAAGAUAGGUAUCCCGAAAAUCCACUUUUGCCAGCUGAUCCUUGCAGACGAGCGCUCAAUCUUCAGGCUGCAAGUAUCGUCAGUUGCAGCAUGCAGUCACUUCAUAUGAGAUCAGUGCUGGAGUUUAUUGAGAAUAAACUUGGUCAAGAGGAGCGUACAACAUGGGUUCAAAUGAUUAUCGAUAAGGGUUUCUCUGCUCUGGAAAAGUUGCUCAAAGAUUAUGCUGGCAGAUAUUCUACCGGAGAUGAAGUAUCUAUGUGUCCUUUUCUUAACUUCAGGCAGAUGUAUUUCUGGCACCACAAAUUUCUGCUGCAGUGAGCAGAUUUAACACCGAUAUGUCGAAAUAUCCCACCUUACGGAGGGUGUAUGAAGCAUGCGAAGUGUUGCCUGAAUUCCAAGCCUCUAUUCCUGAGAGGCAACCGGAUGCAGUCAAUGCAGAAAGAGAUUGGUUCAGCCGUUAGUCUACUUUGCUGUCCGACGAAGGGUCUCAUUCUGAAAAGCAGAUACUGUAGUCUAGUAUAUCUGUAAUUUGCAAUUAUGCAAUGGCUAAUGAAGUAUUCAUAUGGUGUUGACUGUUGAAAUAAAAAUUUAAGGCCUACUGGAGCUUAGAAAUUAUGUUAUACGCAAGUUAUAGUUAAGUCUCGAAGCGGAUAUAGCAUAAUAACAAGU